Molecule: messenger RNA, 4245 nt
Organism: Lolium perenne
Lineage: Eukaryota; Viridiplantae; Streptophyta; Magnoliopsida; Poales; Poaceae
Biological process (GO): DNA integration
Molecular function (GO): nucleic acid binding
Source: RefSeq, a predicted model, not a curated record
AUGGCAGGGCUCUCGGUUGCAGAUCUUCGGCAGUUGAUCGCCGCCACAGCGGAGGCCAACAAGGCCACGGCAGAAGCGGGGCAAGCCAACGCCGCCCGGAUCACCGACCUCAACGCCACGCUCGACCGAUUGGCGCUCUCCCAGCAGGAGCUCGUGCGCCACACCACCAAGGUCGACAACACACUCGACCGAGUGAUUCAGGCCAACACCGCCUUGGAUCUCUCCGUCUCCGACCUGAAGCAGUCGAUGGAGCUGGUAGCCACACGCCUCGCCACAGUGGAGAAGGCGCGGACCACGCUCUCGACCCCGGGCACCGCCGAACUAUACCCGGGUUCGCUUCGGCCCAGCGGGCGCCGUUCAUCGCAUCAACACCAGGGUGUUGGUACUGCUGAGGCUCAGCCCUCCAGUCACGCCCUGGUCAGGGGUGAGCAUGCUUUAACUACAGCUGAUCAUUUCACUUUGUCUGAUGAGGAUGACGAAUUGGAGCACACUGAGUAUGAUCAUGUCACCUCACACCGCCCACAGUCAGGUCCAAAAUUGCCUCGAUCUGAUUUUCCCCAUUUCGACGGUGACAACCCGAAAUGGUGGAAGAAAAGUUGUGAGAAAUAUUUCAAAUUAUACAGCGUCCAGCAGCGUUUGUGGGUUGAUUUUUCCACCAUGCAUUUCAAAGGGAAUGCAGCAUUAUGGUUGCAGACCUAUGAGGCAUUACAUAGCAUUGCUACAUGGCCAGAGAUGUGUGUAGGUGUUUUUGCUAAGUUCAAUAGGGAUAAGUACGGCAAAAUUAUGGACAUGUUUUUUGCACAUAGGCAAACAGGAAGUGUAGAUGAGUAUGCUCACAAAUUUGAUGAACUCAUGCAUAAGAUUUUGCUGUAUAAUCAUGCAUAUGAUGAAACCUUCUUUGUUAGGAGAUUCAUAGUUGGUCUUAAGUCUGACAUUCGUCGAGCUAUUAAAUUACACAACCUUGGCACAGUUGAUCUCGCGUAUUCUAUGGCUCAAACGCAGGAAACUCUAUUGGUGGAAGACACUCAAAUGGUCAGCAACAAGUACAGUCAGCGUGAUGCUCUGCAGAUCAGAUAUAAGCACAAUGGACAACUCCCUGGUUUCCUUGGACCUACUCCUGAUGAUAAGAAGCCUGACAGCAAACCUCCGCAGACACUAGCAAGGUUUGAUUUUCUACGGGCUCAACGCCGUGCCAAGGGAGAAUGCUUUAAGUGUGGAGAGAAAUAUUCUCCCACCCAUAAGUUCCCAACUCAGAUCCAGUUGAAGGUGUUAGAGGAAAUUCUGGAAUCUCUUCAGAUAGAGGAGCCAACUCCAAUAGAGACAGAUACAGAUACCUCUGCGCCGGGAGGAGACGACACUGACACUGAAAAGAUGAUGAAGUUGUCAGUCCAAGCUAUGUCAGGAACAACAAGCAGGAGAAGUAUGAGACUCUCUAGCACAUUCAUUAGCCAACAGCUAGCUGACCGGCUACAGUACACAGCCACAGAUAUACCACCAGCUAAAGUGCAUGUUGCGGGGGGUGGAAAACUAGCAUGUACAAAAGUGUUACCUGAAGUAACCUGGCAUACACAAGGGCAUCAGUUUGUUACUGACCUAAAAAUUCUGCCUCUCACAUCUUAUGAUAUGAUUUUGGGAAUGGAUUGGUUGGAGUGCCAAAAUGAUGGCAAAAUGUGGAUAAAUUGGAAGAAAAAGAUGAUGCGGUUCAAGCAUCAGGGCAAGAGAAUCACACUCCGUGGAGUUCAGCACACCAUGGACACUUGCACAAUGAUCUCUGCAUCCAGUAUGCAUGGAUUACUACAGAGUGGUGAAGCAUGUCAAAUUCUAGAGUUGCAUCAUAUUGAGGAUGCAACAACAGCUCUUGACCAGGCAGUGCCAGCAGAAGUUCAGGCAGUGCUCCAACGGUAUCAAGCACUGUUUGAGGAUCCAAAAACCCUACCGCCACACCGCAGAUAUGACCAUACAAUUCCUUUGCUCCCCUGCACAAAACCAGUGAAUGUCAAGCCCUAUCGCUAUGCUCCUCAUCAGAAGUCAGAAAUAGAGAAGCAGGUGGCCGACAUGAUAGCCAGAGGGAUAAUCCAAGAAAGCACUAGCCCUUUCGCCUCUCCAGUACUUUUGGUUCGCAAGAAGGAUGGAACAUGGCGGUUCUGCAUUGAUUACCGUGCACUGAAUAGCAUCACACUCAAAAACAAGUACCCAAUACCGGUGGUAGAUGAGCUAUUGGACGAACUGGCAGGAGCACAGUGGUUCACCAAACUGGACCUCCGUUCUGGUUAUCAUCAGAUCAGACUUGCCCCAGCAGAUGAGCACAAGACCGCCUUCAAGACUCAUCAAGGGUUGUUUGAAUUCAAAGUAAUGCCCUUCGGCCUUACAAAUGCACCAGCCACAUUCCAAGCAGCGAUGAAUUCCAUGUUUGCACCUCUCAUCAGGAAGAGCAAGUGCAUGUUUGCACAACAACAACUCGAGUAUUUGGGGCAUAUUACCAGCAAAUCUAGUGUAGCUACUGAUCCUAGCAAGAUAAAAGCAGUGCAAGAAUGGCCUGUGCCAACUAAUGCCAAGCAAGUGCGAGGUUUUCUGGGCCUCACAGGAUACUACAGGAAGUUCAUACAACAUUACAGCUUGAUCAGCUGCACGUUGUCAGAUCUGCUCAAAAAAGACACGACGUUCAGAUGGAAUGCAACAGGGCAGCAGGCCUUUGACCACCUGAAGCAAAAAAUGCUGGCAGCACCAGUCCUGGCCUUACCCAACUUUGUUGUACCAUUCACUAUUGAAACCGAUGCGUCAAAACGAGGUGUUGGAGCAGUCCUCAUGCAAUCCGGGCACCCAGUGGCAUAUUUGAGCAAAGCACUAGGGCCGGUAGCUCAGACACUAUCCACAUAUGAAAAGGAGUGCCUGGCUAUACUGCUAGCAGUCGACAAAUGGCGACAGUACCUGCAACAUGCGCCGUUCACAAUUGUCACUGACCACAGAAGCUUAGUGCAUCCGUCUGACCAAAAAAUCACCACAGAGAUGCAACAGAAAGCGUUCGUGAAACUAAUGGGCUUGCAAUACAAAUUAGUAUACCGCAAGGGUAAAGAUAAUACUGCAGCGGAUGCUCUCUCCAGGAACCCAGCUGCCAAUGAACUAUAUCACAUUUCUGUAGCCAAACCAAGAUGGCUCGAGAUCAUUGCAGAAGGAUACCUCAAGGAUCCAAAAGCACAGCUACUUCUACAAGAAUUAAGCUUGCACAACCCAAAUGAGAGAGGCUAUGCUUUGUGCCAGGGAAUCAUACGAUUCAAGGAUCGCAUUUGGCUUGGUAACAAUCCUGAAGCUCAUCAGGCCAUUCUUUUAUCCCUACAUUCCAGUGGUGUGGGAGGUCACUCGGGAUUCUUGGGAACAUAUCAGAGAAUUAAAGCAUUGUUUGCUUGGCCCAAGAUGAAGGCACAUAUCAAGGCAUAUGUGCAACAAUGUCAGACAUGCCAGCAAGCCAAAGGAGAACAUGUUAAAUUGCCUGGCUUGUUGAAUCCCUUACCAGUACCAACAGAAGCUUGGAAUGUCAUUAGUAUGGAUUUUGUCGAAGGAUUACCAAAAUCUGGCUCAUUCAACUGCAUUCUGGUCGUCAUCGACAAGUUCACCAAGUAUGGACACUUCAUUCCAUUGGCACACCCAUAUACAGCUCCCACAGUGGCAGAAAAGUUUAUUGAUACAGUCUACAGACUGCAUGGCCUACCGUCAGUGAUCAUUUCUGAUCGAGAUCCAGUCUUCACCAGCAAGGUUUGGCAGGCGCUAUUCAAGCUCUCGGACACGAAGAUGAACAUGAGCACAGCCAACCAUCCACAAACCGACGGACAGACGGAGAAGAUGAAUCAAUGUCUGGAGACAUAUCUCAGGUUCUGCGACGGCGCCAGAUCAAACAUGUCUGCGGCUACAUCUCACGGGCUCUCAUCGCUUGGGAAGGAGCCCCAGAAUCAUUGGCGACAUGGGAACCGGAAGAAGAACUCCGCCGCCAUUUCCCAGGUGCUGCUGCUUGGGGUCAAGCAGCUCUUCAAGGGGAGGGGACUGCUACGACACCAGCCACCAGGCACAGGCGUCGUCGAGACAUUGGACGGGCAAUGGGCCGGCCCAGGAGGCGAGACGUGGAAGGGGUACAGCCCAAGUCGAACGAACCGAAGCUACAAGGGAAGCAAGUCGAGUAGUCGACGGCAUCAAGAACAGAACAGCUGUAAUAGCUUUCCUCUCCUGUCCUCCUCUCCUUCUUCCCCACGCUAA